This is a messenger RNA of Parasteatoda tepidariorum (common house spider), 1523 nucleotides long. The record is from RefSeq and is a predicted model, not a curated record. NCBI's taxonomy places the organism in Eukaryota, Metazoa, Arthropoda, Arachnida, Araneae, Theridiidae.
AUUUUCCCUAAUAACGAAUCAAUUUUCUUCAAAAUCCAAUUGUGAUGAUAACGAAGGAAUUAUUAUUUUACUGAAAGCAAUCAGCCCAAGUACAGCAUUUAUUACUUGACAGAUAUUUUCGAACCAAUUACAGUAGUACUACUUAAACAAAAGGAAAAGAAAAGGCUUUCAAGGGCUAUUCUUUAUAUACUUUAAGCCAUGCAACUACUGUUGCUUGGCUGGGUAUUUUUGUUAUGUUUUAAAGAAACAAUUCAACAGAACAGAUAUACAACAGCAGGCGCUAAAGUGAUUUUUCCUCGUUCAUCUGCUACUGAAAACACGUGUACUACUCUGACGGCUAGAUCUGGUAAUUGCGUUGCACUUUAUCAAUGUCGCAAUUUGAUUGAACAACGCAACUUGGGCGUCUUGAGAAGAUCUUUGUGUGGUUUUGAAGGGAAAGCUCCUAAAGUUUGUUGCCCACUUUUAGAAGACGAAGAAUUUACUACCGAUACUCCAGUUGCUGUUAAGGGUUAUAAGUCAAAUGAAUCGGAUAUUUUGAACCAUACAUCAACAACCUCUACUGAAUUUAACACUAAUCGUAGCACCAAUCCAGGAAGCUCUAACGAAACACAAGAUGGAAGAAGACUAAGUAGUCCUUUUCCGAAUGAUUGCGGCAAAACACACGUUACUUUUCGAAGAAUAGUAGGAGGACAAGAGUCAGUUAUCGGAGCCUGGCCAUGGAUGGCCGUCAUAUAUUAUGUUAGAAGAAGAGGUAUUAGUGCUGAAUGUGGAGGAGUAUUAGUUACUAAUAAACAUGUCGUAACAGCAGCUCAUUGCAUUGUUAGUUCUCGAAGAGGAACUACAAUGAGACCAUCACAGUUGAGGGUACGUCUUGGUGAUCACAACAUCGACACAACUGACGAUGGAGCAGAUCCUAUUGAUAUUUCUGUUCAAAAUAUUAUUAAAUUUGAUUCUUUUGAUUUACGUACUUUUCAAAAUGAUAUUGCCAUACUUGUUCUAAGGGACACCGUUACUUUUACUGAACAUAUUACUCCUAUAUGCAUACCUUUCGAUGUAUUUAGAGAAGAUGAUUUAUCUCAAAGGAAUGCUUUUGUAGCAGGCUGGGGAACUCUUAGUUAUGCUGGACCAUCAAGUUCAACUUUGCAAGAAGUUCAGGUUAGAAUUUGGGAAAAUGAUAAAUGUAAAGUUGUUUUCCGGAGGGAAGUUCCAAUAACUGGAGCAAAUUUGUGCGCUGGAGAUGGGGACAAAGAUGCUUGCCGAGGUGAUUCUGGAGGUCCUUUAAUGUUAGCUCAUCAAGAUGGAAAGUUUUAUCUAAUUGGACUCGUAUCGUUUGGUAAAAAAUGUGCUGAACCGGGUGUUCCAGGAGUUUACACCAGGAUCACGAAUUUCCUUGAUUGGAUUGAACGAAAUGUUGAAAAUUCUAUGUAAAUCUCUAAAUGAACCAAUAGAAAUAUGGUAUCAAUUAUGCUUGCAUUAAUAAUCCUGUAAAUAAGAAACAAUAAAUCAUCAAUCACGAAUUCAUU